Nestor notabilis (Kea) is the source of this 2215-nucleotide messenger RNA. RefSeq names its product cysteine-rich secretory protein LCCL domain containing 1 (gene CRISPLD1). Lineage: Eukaryota; Metazoa; Chordata; Aves; Psittaciformes; Psittacidae. The transcript is spliced from 14 exons. The record is from RefSeq and is a predicted model, not a curated record. The coding region runs from base 67 to 1608 and encodes 513 amino acids. Gene Ontology annotation, cellular component: extracellular region.
GCCAACAGACCUGGAAGAAAGACUUUGUCUUGGAGCUAACUCCUGAGCAUUUUGAGAUCAUUCAUCAUGAAGUAUGUAGUACAGGAAUGGCUCAGAAUAACUACCUUGCUAUUCAUAGCUCAAGCACUUUCCGCAAUGGUUCUUCCCAAUGCCACGCUCUUAGAGGAACUUUUGGAAAAGUACAUGGAUGAAGAUGGUGAGUGGUGGAUCGCCAAGCAGAGAGGGAAAAGGGCUAUCACAGACAGUGAUAUGCAAAGUAUCUUGGAUCUUCAUAAUAAAUUACGGGGUCAGGUGUAUCCACCAGCUUCCAAUAUGGAAUAUAUGACAUGGGACACGGAACUGGAGAGAUCUGCAGAAUCAUGGGCUGAAACCUGCCUAUGGGAGCAUGGACCUGCAAGCCUUCUUCCAUCAAUUGGACAGAAUUUGGGUGCACACUGGGGAAGGUACAGACCUCCAACAUUUCAUGUCCAAGCAUGGUAUGAUGAAGUGAGAGAUUUCACAUAUCCUCAUCCUCAUGAAUGCAACCCAUAUUGUCCUUACAGAUGCUCUGGUCCUGUUUGUACACAUUACACACAGGUUGUUUGGGCUACAAGUAGCAGAAUUGGUUGUGCAAUUAAUUUGUGUCACAACAUGAACAUCUGGGGGCAGAUUUGGCCAAAAGCAGUCUAUCUUGUAUGCAAUUAUUCUCCUAAGGGUAACUGGUGGGGUCAUGCUCCUUACAAACCUGGCCGCCCUUGUUCUGCUUGUCCCCCUAGUUUUGGAGGAGGUUGCAGAGAAAAUCUUUGUUACAGAGAGGAGUCAGAAAGACCUUAUUCUCCCCAUGAACCAGAAGAGGAAACCAAUGAGAUUGAACGACAGCAAUCCAAAGGCCAGGAUGCAACAGCACAAAGCCGGCCAAGAACUCAUUCACCUUCAGGCUCCACAGGCACUGAUGACAGUGAGAAAAAUGAAGUAAUAAGCACACAGCAAAUGUCUCAGAUUGUUUCAUGUGAAGUAAGGCUAAGAGAUCAGUGCAAAGGAACAACUUGCAAUAGGUAUGAAUGUCCUGCUGGCUGUUUGGAUAGCAAAGCCAAAGUUAUUGGAAGUGUACAUUAUGAAAUGCAAUCCAGUAUUUGUAAAGCUGCCAUACAUUAUGGCAUCCUAGACAAUGAAGGUGGUUGGGUUGAUGUCACUAGGGAAGGACGGAAAAAUUACUUUAUCAAGUCUUACAGAAAUGGCAUUCAGUCAAUUGGAAAAUACCAGUCUGCUAACUCGUUCACUGUCUCUAAAGUAACAGUUCAAGCUAUCACCUGUGAAACAACAGUGGAACAACUAUGCCCAUUUCAAAAACCAGCCUCACACUGUCCAAGGGUGUAUUGUCCUCACAACUGCAUGCAGGCAAAUCCACACUAUGCUCGUGUAAUUGGAACACGAAUUUAUUCUGAUAUAUCCAGUAUCUGCCGGGCAGCAGUACAUGCUGGUGUAGUCCGCAACCAGGGUGGUUAUGUUGAUGUUAUGCCAGUUGACAAAAGAAAGGUGUACGUCGCUUCCUUUCAAAAUGGGAUAUAUUCAGAAAGUUUACAGAAUCCUCCAGGAAGCAAGGCAUUCAGAGUAUUUGCUGUUGUUUGAGUCUGGCAAGUAAAACGUAAAACAGGCAAGUGAAAACAGAACACUUGGAAGAGAACAAUGAAGGCCAUUUCUUAUCUCUCCUAAAAUUUGUAUAAAGCUGUAACAUUGUUGUACAGAAGAUGUAUACUGCUUUCCACCAAAAAGUUUAAAUUACAUAUAUAUAUAUCUUAAUGAAAAAAAAUCUGUAAAAGUAAACAUGGGAGAAAAAUUCAUUUGAAAAUCUAUAAUGAUAUAUAACAAUAUUUUGAAUCCUGUGUUAAAAAUUGCUAUAUUUUCUUAGCAGUUACUCCUAUACAGUUAAUUCAUAGCUCAUAAAUGUCCUUUGUUUUCUUCAUCUGAAUAUAUUAUUCUAUGGUGCUUUUUAUAUGCCACUAACAAUAACCUUGAAGUUAUACCAUAGGGAGGUCUGAGUUUUUAUUUCCAAUGUACAUAAAUGAAGCCAUGCCAAUAAGUCAAUAAAAUAAAUCAUGCCUUAAACUAAAAUGAAAAUACAUAUAACUUUUUGAUGAUUUGCAGUAGCAUUAGCCAUGCAAGCGUAAAUGAAGAGAUAGACUGUUUUCAAUUUCACACUAAUCAUAACAAGUACAAAUACCUAUUUUGAAAUAAA